Molecule: messenger RNA, 510 nt
Organism: Dovyalis caffra
Lineage: Eukaryota; Viridiplantae; Streptophyta; Magnoliopsida; Malpighiales; Salicaceae
Source: the annotation of a GenBank genome assembly
AUGGCGGACAAAAAGGCACGCAGAUUAUAUUUUAAUUAUGAUGAGCCCUACACAUAUAGUCGCAAGUGUAAGAAAUUAUUUUGGCUAAAGAUGGAGAAUGUGGAAGAGGAUUUAGAGAUGCAAGAGUGUAGUGAACCUAAAAUAUCUCUACAUACACCUACCAAGACAAUCAAAGUUCACUCCCUACAAGAGGUUCAACCUUUUAGAGCAUUGGUGGACCGAAUGCUAGUAGACUACCAUGACCUCUUCUAUGUACCCAUGGGCCUUCUACCCCAAUGUUCUCAAGAUCACGGGAAUCCCCUACUCGCCCGGGAUGGCUUUAAUGGUGGUGAGAUCAUACCGACAUUCAAAAAUAGAGUCAACAACGCGGUUGGCCAGAGGCAGGAGAGAAAAAGAGGAGAAGGUGGGGCCCUGUGGGUGAUCUCAUCUAAGAUUGUGGUUUCCUACACCCUGCUAGCUGCUGCUCUUCCUUUCUUCUCUUCUGCAAUCAUUUUAUUUGAAUUGGCAUAA